CUGCCAUUUUUACCCAGAAUGCCGUAGCCAGCCUCGGGCCUCCCCAGCACGCUUUUCUCAUCACAGAUGCACUGUGUGCAUGGAAAAGUGCCGAGCUCUACUGUCGCUGGGUUAUUUUUAGCCUCCUACAACCACAGGAUGUUCAUGUAAUCUGUGCCAUGGGCCUGAGAUGCUGCAGAACUUGCUGUCCAGUCUGUCUUUCUCAUCCCCCCAUCUCUGCCUGACAUGGUAUGGGCUGUGUGUGCAGAGCCUCCUGCAAUCGUGCUGGGCUUGUUGAGUCUGUACUGAUGCUGAACAGUGAUUACUCCUCUGUGUGAUCGAUGCCUGUUUGGAUUUGACAUAAAUGUCAAGCUGAGAGUAAUGGAGAGGAUCACCAUGUAGACAGGAGCCGAGUGGACACGGGAUGAAAUGGGAAACGUUGUGUGGAGCAACGCCGCUCUGCAGCCGCGCUGAUCCUUAGGAACUCAGCCUGCUUUUUCCUCUCCUCUGUCACGCACAGUGGACUGUAUUUUUGUUUCUCCCACAUUUUUUUAAGAAAUUAUUUAUUUUAUACAUCCGUCUCAGACACUCUUCUUCUUUUUUUUGGUUGCAUUGUCUUUUUUUUUUUUUCGAGUGUGUUCAGAUAAUCUUCAUCCUCCAGGAGGCUCGUGCGCCACGGUGCCAGUCUCUCGGUUUCCUGCAAACCCGUUUUAACUCCACUUCAGAUCAGUCUGCAAUACUCCAUCACCAUGGGGGACAUGAGGAACAGCGAUUUUUACUCCAAGAACCAAAGAAAUGAGGUGGACGGCUUCAACUGCUCGCUUAUGGAGCUGCGCUCGCUCAUGGAGCUCCGAGGCACUGAGGCAGUUGUCAAAAUUCAGGAGGAUUAUGGAGACAUCACGGGACUGUGCCAGCGGCUGAAAACCUCACAGACAGAGGGUUUGACAGGAGAUCCAACUGACCUAGAAAAGAGGAGAGAAGUCUUCGGUCGAAACAUUAUACCUCCAAAGAAGGCAAAAACUUUCUUACAGUUAGUAUGGGAAGCCCUACAAGAUGUGACCCUCAUCAUCCUCGAAAUCGCAGCCAUGAUCAGCUUGGGGCUCUCUUUUUAUAAGCCGCCUGGAGGGGGCAGCGAAUCAUGUGGCACUGCAAGUGCUGGAGCAGAAGACGAAGGAGAGGCCGAGGCUGGGUGGAUUGAAGGAGCUGCAAUCUUGCUUUCGGUGGUGUGUGUGGUGCUUGUCACAGCCUUCAAUGACUGGAGUAAAGAGAAGCAGUUUCGUGGCUUACAGAGCCGCAUCGAGCAAGAGCAAAAGUUCCAGGUGGUGCGAGGAAGUCAGGUCAUCCAGCUUCCUGUUUCAGAUCUUGUGGUGGGAGAUAUUGCACAGAUCAAAUAUGGUGAUCUACUUCCAACAGAUGGAAUCUUGAUACAAGGCAACGAUCUGAAGAUUGACGAGAGCUCCCUUACAGGAGAAUCGGAUCAUGUACGGAAAUCUGCAGAGAAAGAUCCUAUGCUCCUCUCUGGUACUCACGUGAUGGAGGGCUCUGGGCGGAUGGUGGUCACGGCUGUUGGUGUAAACUCUCAGAGCGGAAUCAUCUUUACCCUGCUUGGAGCCGGUGGAGAAGAAGAAGAGAAGAAAGAGAAGAAAGGUCAGGCAAUGGAAGAUGGCCGACAGCUGGCAGACCUCUCCCAUCCCUCCUCCCACCCCAUCGCAACUAUUGCCACAGAUGGUGCUGCAGGUGCAAAUGCCCCUGGUAAUGCCACCCUAGUCAAUGGUAAAAUGCAGGAUGGAAAUAUGGAGAACAACCAGACCAAAGUGAAGAAGCAGGAUGGAGCAGCAGCGAUGGAGAUGCAGCCACUGAAAAGUGCCGAAGGCGAAGAAGCCGAUGACAAGGAGAAAAAAAAAUCCAAUGUGUCCAAAAAAGAGAAGUCUGUGCUGCAGGGCAAGCUGACAAAGCUAGCUGUGCAGAUCGGCAAAGCAGGUUUGUUGAUGUCUGCCAUCACGGUCAUCAUCCUGGUGCUCUACUUUGCCAUUGACAACUUCGUGCUUCAGAAGAGGCCCUGGCUCCCAGAGUGCACUCCGAUUUACAUUCAGUACUUUGUGAAAUUCUUCAUCAUUGGUGUCACUGUGCUGGUCGUGGCUGUUCCUGAAGGACUGCCACUGGCUGUCACUAUCUCCUUGGCCUACUCUGUCAAGAAAAUGAUGAAGGAUAAUAAUUUGGUACGCCAUCUGGAUGCCUGUGAGACUAUGGGCAAUGCCACUGCGAUCUGCUCAGAUAAGACAGGCACUUUGACUACUAACAGGAUGACAGCGGUGCAGCUGUACACUGGCGAUGUUCAUUAUAAAAUCAUCCCGGAUGGCAAUUCACUCCCUGCAAAAACUAUUGACUAUCUGGUCAAUGCCAUAUCCAUCAACAGUGCUUAUACUUCGAAAAUUCUGCCCCCAGAUAAGGAGGGAGGUCUGCCCAAACAGGUGGGCAACAAAACCGAGUGUGGCCUGCUGGGACUUGUUCUGGAGCUGAAGCGAGAUUACCAAACUAUUCGAAACCAAAUCCCUGAAGAGAAGCUGUAUAAAGUCUACACAUUCAAUUCGGUCAGGAAGUCCAUGAGUACUGUCAUUAAACUUCCAGAUGGGAGCUUCAGGAUGUACAGCAAAGGAGCAUCUGAGAUUAUCCUGAAAAAGUGCAGUCGUAUUGUAAACGAAUCGGGUGAGCCCCGGCUUUUCCGACCUCGAGACCGAGAUGAGAUGGUAAAGAAAGUGAUUGAGCCCAUGGCUUGCGAUGGUCUCAGGACCAUCUGUGUGGCUUACCGAGACUUUACCGCUGAUCCUGAGCCAAGCUGGGAAGACGAAAACAACAUUCUAACUGACCUGACUGCAAUCUGUGUGGUUGGAAUUGAGGACCCUGUCCGGCCAGAGGUGCCCGAAGCUAUACGUAAGUGUCAGCGUGCUGGCAUCACGGUGCGAAUGGUGACUGGUGACAACAUCAACACUGCCAGAGCCAUCGCUAUCAAGUGUGGCAUAAUACACCCUGGAGAGGACUUCCUGUGCAUCGAUGGCAAAGAAUUUAACAGGAGGAUUCGUAAUGAAAAGGGCGAGGUUGAACAAGAACGCAUCGAUAAGGUUUGGCCCAAGCUGCGAGUGUUAGCCCGGUCCUCUCCAACAGACAAACACACACUUGUUAAAGGUAUAAUUGACAGCACGCUGGUGGAUCAGAGGCAGGUCGUAGCUGUAACAGGCGAUGGCACCAACGAUGGACCUGCUCUGAAAAAAGCGGAUGUCGGCUUUGCCAUGGGAAUCGCAGGCACAGAUGUGGCCAAGGAGGCCUCAGACAUCAUCCUGACAGAUGACAACUUCUCCAGUAUCGUAAAAGCAGUUAUGUGGGGACGAAACGUCUAUGAUAGCAUCUCCAAGUUUCUGCAGUUCCAGCUUACUGUGAAUGUGGUGGCCGUGAUCGUGGCAUUUACAGGAGCUUGUAUUACACAGGAUUCUCCACUAAAAGCUGUUCAGAUGUUGUGGGUGAACCUCAUCAUGGACACGUUUGCAUCCCUGGCUCUGGCCACAGAACCUCCGACCGAAUCGCUGCUCAUGAGAAAACCAUACGGCCGCAACAAGCCGCUUAUCUCCAGCACCAUGACCAAAAACAUCCUGGGCCACGGCAUCUACCAGCUCAUCAUCAUUUUCACUUUGCUGUUCGUUGGCGAGAAGCUCUUUGACAUCGACAGUGGCAGGAAUGCACCUCUGCACUCGCCUCCAUCUGAACAUUACACCAUCAUCUUCAACACUUUUGUCAUGAUGCAGCUCUUCAACGAGAUCAACGCUCGAAAGAUUCACGGCGAGAGGAAUGUGUUUGAUGGCAUUUUCAGAAAUCCUAUCUUCUGCACUAUUGUUCUGGGCACGCUUGGAGUUCAGGUUAUUAUUGUGCAGUUUGGAGGGAAACCCUUUAGUUGCUCUCCUCUCGAUGUGGAAAAGUGGAUGUGGUGUGUGUUCUUAGGCCUUGGAGAGCUGGUCUGGGGACAGGUAAUCUCGACCAUCCCCAACAGUAAACUGAGGUUCCUGAAAGGAGCGGGUCGGCUCACCCAAAAGGACGACGUACAAGAGGAGGAAAUGAAUGAGGAUCAGGAGGAAAUCGAUCACGCCGAGAGGGAGUUACGACGAGGACAAAUCCUCUGGUUCCGCGGCCUCAGCAGAAUCCAGACUCAGAUCGAGGUUGUGAACACGUUCAAGAGCGGGACUUCCUUUCAGGGGGCACUGAGGCGCCAGUCCUCCACCACCAGCCAGAAUCAGGAUAUCCGUGUGGUAAACGCAUUCCGUAGCUCGCUCUAUGAAGGCCUGGAAAAACCUGAAUCCCGAACCUCCAUCCACAACUUCAUGACCCACCCUGAGUUUAGAAUAGAGGACUCGACACCCCACAUCCCACUCAUAGACGACACUGACAUAGAUGACGAGGCGGCCAGGAAGAAUUCAAGUCAGCCAUCAUCUCCCAACAAGAACAACAAUGCCAUCGACAGCGGCAUAAACCUCACCACCGACACGAGUAAAUCUGCUGCUUCGUCCAGUCCCGGGAGUCCCCUUCAUAGUCUGGAGACUUCCCUCUAGCCCUGAUCGCCCGGGAAAAUUGAAUAAAAAUCCUCACACGGGACGAUACACGAUAUAGAGCCAACGUGCACAAAUGUGCGGCUGACUGAACGUGUGGUCCGAAGCGUGUUAUUUUUUUCCAUUCUUCUUCCUGUUCUUCUUCUUCUUCUUCUUCUUCUUCUUCUUCUUCGCUGAUGCUUUUAGGAAAUCGAGAUUUUCAUUGGAACGUUUUCUGGAUCGACUUGAAAAACAGAAACGGACCACUCCCUUUUGUUCCUGAGAGUGCAAAUGGACCACAGUGAGAAUUAUUUAAAAAUCAAAUUCUACAGCUACUCUAACUGCUUUUCCUGCAUGAAUGUACAUUUACCUGAGUUUUUAUUUUGAAAACAAUUUGAUUUAAAUUCUUCGAUUUUGAUUUGAUGGGAAGUGCCGUGGGCUGCACCUUUUAAGACUCUGAUUAACUGAUCUCUGAAUAUCGUGUGUGGCAUGUACCUAACUGUAUAGAUUUAUUUGGUUAAAGAAUAAAUUGUGUAUCGAGGUUGCAGGGCUCGACUUGCACAAGUAGAUUUUGCACCUGUUGGAAAAAGAAGAACCUAUGGAAAAAUAGCAUUUCGUAAAAAUACUAUAUAUAUAUAUAUAUAUAAUAUACAUAAAUAUAUAAAUAUAUACAGAGUUUAUCUUUGUUGGCAUGUUGUUUCUGCUUCAAUGACUCUAACUACUUUAACUUAUUUAUGUCCUCAAGAGAAUGUAAUUUGUUUACAAAAAAAAAAAAACAUAGAUGCAUCCUUUUUCAUUUUUUUUUUUUUUUAACAAUAGGGUUUAAACCAUAUGGCAGACAUAGUUGGAAAAGCUCAAGCUGUCACAUACACUCCUCUAGGUGUUUUAAUACGAAACUUGUGCUGGACUUGCCUGCUAUUUUGUCAUAUAAUGUAGAUAUUUUUAGAAGAUUAUAAAAGAAACCAAAAUAUAGUGGGAUUAUAUAAUUAACGUGGCAUCUUAGUGUUAUAUGAUUGUUGGGACAAACUCUGAACAGUUCUCUCCUUCUUUAAACCCCCCCACUCCCCCCAACUCAGACUUUAAGAUAAAGGUUUAAUUUCUAUACACGCUUGUUUUGAAAAAUUUUACAUUCACUGCUUGGAAAUGAAACCUUUUUUGGUCUGUCUUGAAUAUGAGCAUCCAUUUCAGGUUGGAUAGUUAUAGUUUUAGAAAAACUGCUUAUUUAACACACACACACUCACACACACACACACACACACACACACAUAUUUUUCUUCUGUGCGACCAUCAUAGGCUGCAAAUUGUUUUGGAUUUUAUGUUCUAAACGAUGUAAAUUAAGUUAUUAUUUGGCUCUAUGGAAUCAAGAGUUGUGUUGAAAAUCUUGUGAAAUAUUGUGUUGAUUCUUCUUUUCAUUUCUAGAUUUCUUUCAAAGACAAAACCCAGCUGCUUUGCUGGUGACUUUUGAAAAACAUGAAAAAUGAAACUAAAUGGGAACAAAAAAAAUCAAACAAAACAAAACAAACAAAAAAAACAAAACAACCAAAUGGAAUGUGGCUUUUGACUUUUUUCUAAGAAGAAAAGAUAAAUACAUAUAUGAUGAUAAUUUUUUUUCUGCACUAUCCAGAUAUGAAUGAAUUUCUGUGGUGUAAAAUUUAGAUGUGCUUCUGUGUGUUAACAAUCAAAGCUUGUCUUCCUGCAGUCAGUAAAAUAUACUCUAGCAUCUAAACAGUA
This is a messenger RNA of Silurus meridionalis, 6281 nucleotides long. It is a transcript of the gene atp2b2, whose product is annotated as ATPase plasma membrane Ca2+ transporting 2. Bases 729 to 4574 code for a protein of 1281 amino acids. Gene Ontology annotation, cellular component: postsynaptic density membrane; intracellular membrane-bounded organelle. The transcript has 25 exons. Gene Ontology annotation, biological process: regulation of cytosolic calcium ion concentration; calcium ion transmembrane transport. Gene Ontology annotation, molecular function: ATP binding; ATP hydrolysis activity; P-type calcium transporter activity. Lineage: Eukaryota; Metazoa; Chordata; Actinopteri; Siluriformes; Siluridae. The record is from RefSeq and is a predicted model, not a curated record.